Molecule: messenger RNA, 3218 nt
Organism: Mauremys reevesii (Reeves's turtle)
Lineage: Eukaryota; Metazoa; Chordata; Testudines; Geoemydidae
Exons: 11
Coding region: 309-2375 (688 amino acids)
Biological process (GO): positive regulation of T cell mediated cytotoxicity; immune response; antigen processing and presentation, endogenous lipid antigen via MHC class Ib
Cellular component (GO): external side of plasma membrane
Molecular function (GO): exogenous lipid antigen binding; lipopeptide binding; endogenous lipid antigen binding
Source: RefSeq, a predicted model, not a curated record
CAGGGCCGCCAUUGCCUCGGUGUUGCAGCAUGCGCGGUCCCUGCCGGGUUCCCGCGACUGGCAGCCGGGGCACAGAGCUGAGCAGACGGGCAGGCAGAGGCUGCGGAGAGGCAUGUGGGCUGCGGAGGAACUGAAAGGUGCCGAGUGUCACGAGUCACCAGGGCCAUGCUCUGGACCAGGGCAGCCAACCUGAGCCGGAGAAGGAGCCAGAAUUUACCAAUGUACUUUGCCAAAGAGCCGCAGUAACAGUGUCUGUCAGCCUCCGGGUGCUCCACAUCGACGUCUUCCACAACGCCAGCUCCACGGACAUGGCGGGGAUGGCCCUGCUGGGCGACCUGGAGACCCACUCCCUGGCCUGCAGCACCUGCGAGAUCCGCUUCCUGCAGCCCUGGGCCCAGCAGGGCCUGACCCCGAAGCAGUGGCAGGACCUGGAGCUGGUGAUCCAUCACUACCUAUUCAACUUCAACCGGACUGUGACCAGAAUAGCCCAGCAGCAGGGAAUGGGCUACCCCUUUGUUACCCAGGGCUCCCUCGGCUGCGAGCUGCACCCCAACGGCACCUCGAGGGGAUUCUAUGACGCCGCGGUGAAUGGGGAGAACUUCAUCAGCUUCGACGUGGACGGAGGCACCUGGGUCGCUCAGCAGGGGGACAAGCUGGGUGCACUCUACACCCGGGACCUUCUCAUCCAGAAUAAGGGCGCAACCACCACGCUUCAGUUUCUCCUGAGAACAACGUGUGUCAAUCAGCUCAAGAGCUUUGUCCAGUACGGGAAAGAGUCUCUGGAGAGGCAAGAGCGGCCGGUCGCCGUGGUGUUUGCCCGAGCGCCUCCCCCAGCUGGGACCCCCGCGCCGGUACUGCUGGUUUGCCGGGUCACCGGUUUCUACCCCCGGCCCAUCCGCGUGGCCUGGCUGCAGGACGGGGAGGAGGUGGUGCCGGGCUGGUGGCUGAACUCCAGCGGGAUCCUGCCCAACGCGGACCUGACCUACCAGUUGCGCAGCUCCCUGGGCGUGGAGCCGGGCGCCGGGCACAGCUACGCCUGCCGGGUGCAGCACAGCAGCCUGGGGGGCCAGAGCCUGCUGAUCCCCUGGGAGCAGAGCAGGCCCUGGGGCCCCGGCCUGGCCGUGGGCAUCACCCUGGGGGUUCUGGCCGUAGCCGCUGUGGCCGUGGUGCUGUGGUGGAGGAGAUGCAGGGUUCCCGCGACUCGCAGCUGCGGGAACAGAGCUGAGCAGAGACAGAGAGAGAGAGAAGUUGGCAAUGAGGGGCGUGGGCUGCAGAGGAACUUCCCUGACGCCCGCCAGAGCCCGGAUCCCCCUUCCCCUGCCAGGAUGCUGCUCGCUCUGCUGCUCCUCCCCUGGGCAUGGGGGGCCCUGGCCGCCUCCCCUCCUGUCCCCACAGCAUCUGUCACCCUCCGGCUGCUCCAAAUUGACGUCUUCCACAACGCCAGCUCUGUGGACAUGUGGGGGAUGGCCCUGCUGGGCGACCUGGAGACCCACUCCAUGGCCUGCAGCACCUGCGAGAUCCGCUUCCUGCAGCCCUGGGCCCGGCAGGGCCUGACCCCGAAGCAGUGGCAGGACCUGGAGCUGCUGAUCCAUCGCUACCUAUUCAACUUCAACCGGACUGUGACCAGAAUAGCCCAACAGCAGGGACAGGGCUACCCCUUUGUUACCCAGGGCUCCCUCGGCUGCGAGCUGCACCCCAACGGCACCUCGAGGGGAUUCUAUGACGCCGGAGUGAACGGCGACGACUUCAUCAGCUUUGACGCAGAUGCAGGGAAAUGGGUCGCUCGGCAGGGGGAUAACGUGGCUGCGCGCUACACCCGGGAUCUUCUCAACCAGGAUAAGGGCACAGCCAGCGCUCUUCAGUUUCUCCUGAGAACAACGUGUGUCAGUGAGCUCAAGAGCUUUGUCCAGCACGGGAGAGAGUCUCUGGAGAGGCAAGAGCGGCCGGUCGCCGUGGUGUUUGCCCGAGCGCCUCCCCCAGCCGGGACCCCCGCGCCGGUACUGCUGGUUUGCCGGGUCACCGGUUUCUACCCCCGGCCCGUCCGCGUGGCCUGGCUGCAGGACGGGGAGGAGGUGGUGCCGGGCUGGUGGCUGAACUCCAGCGGGAUCCUGCCCAACGCGGACCUGACCUACCAGCUGCGCAGCUCCCUGGCCGUGGAGCCGGGCACCGGGCACAGCUACGCCUGCCGGGUGCAGCACAGCAGCCUGGGGGGCCAGAGCCUGCUGAUCCCCUGGGAGCAGAGCAGGCCCUGGGGCCCCGGCCUGGCCGUGGGCAUCACCCUGGGGGUUGUGGCCGUAGCCGCCGUGGCCGUGGUGCUGUGGCGGAGGAGACGCAGGGGCUACCAGGAUGUUAGACCAGAGGAGUCCAGGCCCUGAGGGGGUGGCACCGGACCAGGCGUGGGGAUCGGCCCCUCUCCUGGGGACAUGGACCUGUGCCCUGCUAUAAGCGAUUUGUCCUGGACUGGAACUCUCUGCUGGGUCCCACCAGAGCUGCAUCGUCACUGCGGCGUAGUAUCCGCAGAGCCAGGUCAGUGAAGCUCUGGCUCAGAACCCCACGCAGCCACAUGGGAAUUGUUGGUUAAAGAUCAGUGACCAGGAGCCAGAAAGCACCAGCAGAAGCAAUGGAACUGAGAGACAGCCUGGAACAGCAACAACAAGGGGCAGAAACUCGACUGAGAGAGAAGCAGGCCCUGGCCCAGCUGGAAGCAGAAGCUGCUGAAAGAGAGGAACUGCUCGUAAGGGGCGCAUGGAGCUGCUGGCUGCUGAGGAGGGUUCGCCAGAUGCGACAGAAAGGGCCAGACUCCAGCUCCACGUGCAAAGAGCAAGGGAAGAACAGCAGAAACGGUCUCCUCUUGAGAGUCCAGGUUGUAACAGUGUUGGUGUUUGUUACUCUGAGCAGUGUCUGUCUUGAACCAGUUUGCGAUGGCCAGGGAGAGGGUGACCGCUCGCUGGCGCCCCCAGGGCCGGCCUUAGGAUUUACGGGGCCCUCGGCAGGAUUAUUAAACUGGUGCCCCUGUGCCCCACGGCAGCCCGGGCUCGCAGCCUGGCGGGGGCGGAGGGACAGGGCAGAAAGAACAAGGCGCCCGGCUCACCUCACGGUGGGGGAGAGUCACCAUUCCCCGCAGAGACCCCUGUCCCCUCCCCUCCCGCAGAAUGGACGUGCAGAAGGUACCUAAUUGAAAGCACUAAACUUGGGAAUAAAAAAUGUCAGUCACAGGA